AUGCCCAGGUCCUUCCUGGUCAAGAAGGUCAAACUUGACACGUUCUCCUCGGCGGACCUCGAGAGCUCCUACGGGCGCGCCCGCAGCGACCUCGGAGUGCGACUGCACGAGAAAGGAUACCUCAGCGACUACGCGGGGCCCGCCUCCGUCUACGAUGGCGAUGCCGAGGCGGCCUUGCUCAAAGGGCCGUCCCCAGAGCCCAUGUACGCGGCGGCCGUGCGUGGAGAACUGGGCCCGGCGGCCGCGGGCUCGGCACCGCCUCCCACCCCGCGCCCAGAGCUGGCCACAGCCGCGGGCGGCUACAUCAACGGCGACGCGGCGGUCAGCGAGGGCUACGCGGCUGACGCCUUCUUCAUCACCGACGGGCGCUCGCGCCGUAAAGCAGCCAACGCCGCCGCUCCCUCCACGGCCUCCGCGGCGGCUCCCGACGGCGACGGCGGAGGCGGGGCCGGGGCGGGCGCGCGCGGCGCGGGGGCCGGGGCCGCGGGCCGGGGCGGCGCGCGCGCGGGGGUGAGCACGGAGGCGCGCGCGGGGCCCGGGGCCGGCGGCGCAGGGGGCCGGCACGCGUGCGGCGAGUGCGGGAAAACGUACGCCACGUCGUCGAACCUGAGCCGCCACAAGCAGACGCACCGCAGCCUGGACAGUCAGCUGGCGCGGCGCUGCCCGACGUGCGGCAAGGUGUACGUGUCCAUGCCGGCCAUGGCCAUGCACCUGCUCACGCACGACCUGCGCCACAAGUGCGGCGUGUGCGGCAAGGCCUUCUCGAGGCCCUGGCUGCUGCAGGGCCACAUGCGCUCCCACACCGGCGAGAAGCCCUUCGGCUGCGCGCACUGCGGCAAGGCCUUCGCAGACCGCUCCAACCUGCGCGCGCACAUGCAGACGCACUCGGCCUUCAAGCACUUCCAGUGCAAGCGCUGCAAAAAGAGCUUCGCGCUCAAGUCCUAUCUCAACAAGCACUACGAGUCCGCAUGCUUCAAGGGCGGCGCGGGCGGGGGCGGCCCCGCGGCCCAGGCGCCCGCCGCCUCGCCGCAGCUCAGCCCCGUGCAGGCCUAG
Prionailurus viverrinus (fishing cat) is the source of this 1053-nucleotide messenger RNA. RefSeq names its product scratch family transcriptional repressor 1 (gene SCRT1). Gene Ontology annotation, biological process: regulation of DNA-templated transcription. The coding region runs from base 1 to 1053 and encodes 350 amino acids. The transcript has 2 exons. The record is from RefSeq and is a predicted model, not a curated record. Gene Ontology annotation, molecular function: DNA-binding transcription factor activity, RNA polymerase II-specific; RNA polymerase II cis-regulatory region sequence-specific DNA binding. Lineage: Eukaryota; Metazoa; Chordata; Mammalia; Carnivora; Felidae.